Molecule: messenger RNA, 2556 nt
Organism: Fukomys damarensis (Damara mole-rat)
Lineage: Eukaryota; Metazoa; Chordata; Mammalia; Rodentia; Bathyergidae
Gene: Krit1
Product: KRIT1 ankyrin repeat containing
Exons: 17
Coding region: 79-2289 (736 amino acids)
Biological process (GO): regulation of establishment of cell polarity; cell redox homeostasis; negative regulation of angiogenesis
Cellular component (GO): cytoskeleton; plasma membrane
Molecular function (GO): protein binding
Source: RefSeq, a predicted model, not a curated record
GUAGAAGCAAGAUCCAGACUCCAGCGAGAGAAAAACGGGUGGUAGACCGAAUCAUCUCCACGUCUCGUUUCUACAGCAAUGGGAAAUCCAGAAAACAUAGAAGAUGCAUAUGUUGCUGUUAUUCGUCCAAAGAAUACUGCCAGUCUCAAUUCUCGAGAAUACAGAGCUAAAUCAUAUGAAAUUUUGUUGCAUGAAGUUCCUAUUGAAGGACAGAAAAAGAAAAGAAAAAAAGUUUUGUUGGAAACUAAACUUCAAGGCAACAAUGAAAUAACACAAGGCAUAUUGGAUUAUGUAGUAGAAACCACCAAACCAAUUUCUCCUGCAAACCAGGGUAUCAGAGGGAAACGAGUGGUACUAAUGAAGAAAUUUCCUCUGGAGGGAGAGAAGAUAGGCAGAGAAGCAGCAUUAUUUAUUGUUCCAUCAGUUGUCAAAGAUAAUACUAAAUAUUCAUAUACACCAGGAUGCCCAAUUUUUUACUGCUUACAAGACAUUAUGCGAGUUUGUAGUGAAUCCAGUACUCAUUUUGCAACACUUACAGCAAGAAUGUUAAUAGCAUUGGAUAAGUGGUUAGAUGAACGCCAUGCACAAUCUCACUUUAUUCCAGCUUUGUUCCGACCUUCUCCUCUUGAGCGGAUAAAAACUAAUGUCAUAAACCCUGCAUAUGCUUCCGAGUCAGGUCAAACAGAAAACUCACUACAUAUGGGCUAUAGUACACUAGAAAUAAAGAGUAAAAUGUUAGCCCUAGAGAAAGCAGAUACCUGUAUUUAUAACCCUUUGUUUGGAUCAGAUCUUCAAUACACAAAUCGGGUAGAUAAAGUGGUAAUAAACCCAUACUUUGGUUUAGGAGCCCCAGACUACUCAAAAAUCCAAAUUCCAAAACAGGAAAAAUGGCAGAAAAGCAUGAGCAGUGUCACAGAAGACAAAGAACGACAGUGGGUAGAUGAUUUUCCGCUCCAUCGGAGUGCCUGUGAAGGAGAUUCAGAAUUACUGAGCCAUCUUCUCAAUGAAAGGUUUUCAGUCAACCAGUUAGAUAGUGACCACUGGGCACCCAUCCAUUAUGCAUGCUGGUAUGGAAAAGUUGAGGCCACUCGCAUAUUAUUAGAGAAAGGAAAAUGCAAUCCAAACCUAUUAAAUGGACAGCUGAGUUCUCCUCUGCAUUUUGCUGCUGGAGGUGGACAUGUUGAAAUAGUACAGAUUCUUUUAAGUCAUCCAGAAAUUGACCGACACAUAACAGACCAACAAGGACGAUCCCCAUUAAAUAUUUGUGAAGAAAACAAACAAAAUAACUGGGAAGAAGCAGCAAAAUUGUUGAAGGAGGCCAUUAAUAAACCGUAUGAAAAAGUGCGAAUAUACAGAAUGGAUGGAUCAUACCGUUCUGUUGAACUGAAGCAUGGAAAUAAUACCACAGUACAGCAAAUAAUGGAAGGCAUGCGUCUCUCUCAAGAAACUCAGCAAUAUUUCACUAUUUGGAUUUGUUCAGAAAACCUUAGCCUUCAGCUUAAGCCUUAUCAUAAACCCUUACAACAUGUUCAUGACUGGCCAGAAAUACUUGCUGAAUUGACUAAUUUGGAUCCCCAAAGAGAAACGCCACAGCUUUUCCUAAGAAGAGAUGUGAGACUUCCUCUAGAAGUUGAAAAAAAGAUUGAAGAUCCCCUAGCUAUUCUUAUUCUAUUCGAUGAAGCCAGAUAUAAUUUACUGAAGGGCUUUUAUACAGCUCCUGAUGCUAAACUGAUAACAUUGGCAAGUCUAUUGUUACAAAUUGUUUAUGGAAAUUAUGAGAGUAAGAAACACAAGCAAGGUUUUCUAAAUGAAGAAAAUCUAAAAUCCAUUGUACCUAUUACCAAACUGAAAAGUAAGGCACCUCACUGGACAAAUCGAAUACUUCAUGAAUACAAGAACCUUAGUACAAGUGAGGGCAUCAGUAAAGAAAUGCACCACCUGCAGCGCAUGUUCUUACAAAAUUGUUGGGAAAUUCCUACGUAUGGAGCAGCUUUUUUCACCGGACAGAUCUUUACAAAGGCAAGCCCCAGUAAUCAUAAAGUCAUCCCUGUGUACGUAGGAGUGAAUAUAAAAGGACUUCAUCUCCUCAACAUGGAAACUAAGGCUUUACUAAUCAGUCUUAAGUAUGGUUGUUUUAUGUGGCAAUUGGGAGAUGCUGAUACUUGUUUUCAGAUCCACAGCAUGGAAAAUAAAAUGAGCUUUAUAGUACACACAAAACAGGCUGGUCUCGUGGUAAAACUGUUGAUGAAGCUAAAUGGACAAUUAAUGCCCACUGAAAGAAAUUCAUGAAAGGAAAAUAGUUUCUACGCAAGCCACCAUUUUGUAGUGCAGUUUUUUCUGUGAAAGAUUUCGUAAAAUACUACUUUUCAAAAGGCAUGUAGUCUCUUGUAAUAUAUAUGUAUACUAUCACACUGUACAGGAUCUGUACUUACAUUUAGUGUGUAAUAUACUAAUCAGUUUUAUAUGCUGUCCUCAUAAGCUAUUCCAAUUUUUUAGAGAAACACAAAAAUUUAGAUUGAUAGUCUGUUAUAUUAGACAAAAUAGUAAGCUUUAUAA